Messenger RNA from Coniosporium apollinis CBS 100218, 2274 nucleotides. RefSeq lists its product as uncharacterized. The transcript has 3 exons. Gene Ontology annotation, molecular function: ubiquitin protein ligase activity; zinc ion binding. Bases 1 to 2274 code for a protein of 757 amino acids. Gene Ontology annotation, biological process: ubiquitin-dependent protein catabolic process; protein ubiquitination. The record is from RefSeq and is a predicted model, not a curated record. Gene Ontology annotation, cellular component: nucleus. NCBI's taxonomy places the organism in Eukaryota, Fungi, Ascomycota, Dothideomycetes.
AUGAGCAGCCUCAUCUCCUCGUUCAUCAUCGAGCCCGUCGUCCGCCAAGCGCGCAGAUUUUCAGGAGCGCCGACACCAGCGGUACCUGCCGCGCGCCUGUCACAUGCGAGCCAGGAUGAAGAUACGACCGCCCAGACAGCGCUGACGGACAGCAGCGACCGUCCAGGGUCCACCACCACGACCACCACCACUGCCAUCGAGAUCGCGCCGCAUCCCAACAGUGAUCCGUCGGAUGAUUCUGCCGCUGCACCUGCAAGUGUAAGCGUGCCGGUACCCGCAGCGCCGUCUCCACAGCGGCCAGCUAUCCCAGGAGCCACGAGCAUCGUCAUACUCGAGCAUGGUCGUCUCACCACCUCGCCGAGGGCCACGCCAGCCUCGCUCAGAGAGCAGCCUACGGAUGAUUACAUGUCCUACAACCCGUCGUACGGCAUAGCAGAGCGCUUCCGACCAAGCAUCCACAUGGCGGACCAGUCGCCGCGGGACAGCGCGAGCAGCGCUGGGGGCAGGUCGCGAGCGAACACCGGGCGGAGCGCGCAGGGCGAGAGCGUCAAUAUGGCGCAUAUGUCUGAGUCGCUGCCGGCGGACGAUGGGAUGCGAGUGAUGCGGCAGAAGAUAGUCUCGAUUCGCGACAUGGAGGCGUCGAGCGAAGAGAAGGCCCUCAGGAUGCACAUCCUCAUGACGGAGCGCUAUCAGGCCUCGCACGCGCACCUGCUGCGGGCGCAGUCCCCGCUGAGCAUCGUGUCGUCAGAGAGACCAUACACGCCCAUGUCAGCGAGCUCGGUGCUAGACGGCAACGCGCAGCCCUCUUCGCCCGUCUCCAUCUACUCUCUCCCCGACCCGACAAACCCGUUCAACGUGACCCCAAAAGACCUCGAGCCCUCGUUCCGGCCACGGCACGGCGCGCCAGCGGACCCAGACACGAUCCCCGAGGACGACGGCCACGACGCCGAAGAAGAAACCCCCGAGCUCGGCUGCGAGCACUACAAGCGCAACGUCAAGGUGCAAUGCUUCGACUGCCGGCGCUGGUAUCCGUGUCGACACUGCCACGAUGAAGUCGAGGACCACAGGCUCAAUCGCCGCAAGACGCUGAAUAUGCUCUGCAUGCUGUGCGCGACGCCGCAACCUGCAGCGGAGUGCUGCGGAAACUGCGGACAGCAGGCUGCGUGGUACUAUUGCGGGAUUUGCAAGCUGUGGGACGAUGACGGAAGCAAGCGGAUUUAUCAUUGCGAGGAGUGCAAGUACUUCCCCGGAGCCUUGCCCGCUCUCAUAUGCACAUACCUACGAAAAUGCAACGUCUGCAUCUCCAUCGCCUUCGCCUCGACCCACCGCUGCAUCGAGCGCGCCACCGACUGCGACUGCCCCAUCUGCGGCGACUACCUCUUCACCUCGUCCACCUCCGUGGUAAGCAUAAAAUGCGGCCACUACAUGCACCGAGCCUGCUACCUGCGCUACAUGGAGUCGGACUACAAAUGCCCCAUCUGCAAGAAGUCCGCCGUGAACAUGGAGCUGCAGUGGCGCAAGCUGGAGGAUGCGAUUGCCACGCAGCCCAUGCCGCCGCAGUUCAGGGAUACGAGGGUCGUCGUGCAUUGUAAUGACUGUAGUGGAAGGAGUAGCGUUGCUUAUCAUUGGGUUGGGAACAAGUGCGGUUGGUGUGAUAGCUUCAAUACGAAUGAGCUGCAGCUGCUUAGUGGGGAGCAAGGGCUGCAGAGUCAGCCGCCGCCUGCUCAGGGACAGGCAGAGCACCAGCAGCAGCAGCGUCAUGAACAGCAGGAACAGCAGCAACCAAGGGUCGAGAACGCCCCACCUGUCCCGUCCGCCAGCCCACCAGCCACAGUGCUCAACCCGCAGCCCAUCCGCCGACUCGCGGCCCCCGCGUUCCCAGAAGUCCGCAGAGCGUCCGGCUCGUACUUCCUCAGCGGCGAGGAAGCCUCGGCCUCAGACCGGACGCGUCCGGCGUCCGCGGCCAGCGCGAUGGAGAAUAUCCGCGAGAACAUCCGGUUUCCUAGCCCGUACGGCAUGCUGGCGCGCAUGAGUCGGAGCUUGAGCCCGAUACGGCAUUAUCUCGAGGGCCAGGAUGUGGCGAUGGUGGAUACGGAUGAGGAGGAUGGGGGGGAGGGGAGGGGCUUGCGUGACGGGGAAGAGGGAGAGGAGGCGGGGAGCGAGGAGAGCGGGGAGAGUGAUGAGGAUAUGGAUGAUGAGGAGAAUGAGGAGGAGGAUGAGGAGAUGGAUGAUGGGGAUGAGCUGGAUCGGAUUGAGCUGCUUGGGCAUCGGUGA